AUCAAAUAAAAAUGAUUUCUUAAUGUGUGUUCUUAAGGUUGGUGGUGUCGUUCAACCUUAGCCAUGGAGUCUCUCCCUGGAAUUCAGCACUAUCACCUCUCACUCUCUCACUCGUCACCACUACGGAGUCUUAAGUUAUUGCAUGCUUCUUCAUUUCCAACACCCAUCAGAGCUUCGUCUUCACCCUCACCCAAACAAAACGUAUCUUACAAACCCCAAACCCAGUUAACCCAACUUCUCAAAACCCUAAACCCUCUUCUCUCCCCUCUCGUCAAACCCACCUGCAUCGCCAUAGCCACCACCGCAUUCUCCUUCAUGCGCCUCCAUCCUCCUCCCGUUGCAUCGGCGCUAACACAUGCCCCUCCGCCACCCUCCUCGGCCUCGGAAAUUCUUUCCGACGAUACUGCCUCAUCGGAAAUUCUUUCCGACGAGACGGCAGCGUUGGAAACUCUCCCCGACGACACUGCCGCAUCGGAUAUUCUCCCCGACGACACUUCCACGUCGGAUAUUCUUCCCGACGACAAGGCCGCUUCGGAAACUCUCCCCGACGAGGUUGCCCCGGCGGAAACUCUCUCCGACGAGAGCGUGGCCCAAGAGCAAUCGAGCGACGACGUCGUUGAGCUUGAGUCCCUCCUACGUACAAAAAUGAGAGCCAGCGAAAUCGACGAAGCGCUCCUCGUCCUGGACCGUCUAAUUGAACUGGAACCGGAAGAGCUGGAGUAUCCGUUCGUGAAGGCGCACCUGCACCUCCUCAACGGCGAGCACGAACUCGCCUCGAUGGGGUUUGAGGAAUUGCUUCAGAGGGAUCCAUUCCACUUGGAGACGUAUCGAUGCCUGUUAAUGCUAAUUUCGGAGACGAAGGCGCCGACCGUGGAGCUUCUGAAGAAAAUCGAAGAGGCCGUGAAAGUUUGCGCGGAACAAGAGAGGGAUUCCGAUGUGAGAGACUUUAAGUUGUUGAUUGCGCAGAUAAAGGUUAUCGAUGGGGAUUUAUAUGAUGCGUUGAAGGUGUAUGAGGAGCUUGAGAAGGAAGAACCCAAGGAUUUUAGACCUUACUUGGGUCAGGGUAUUGUGUAUACUAUGCUGAAAAAGAAUGAUGAAGCUGAGAAGCAGUUUGAGAUGUUUGGCACGCUUGCUCCCGAGAAUCAUCCAUAUAAGCAGUAUUUUGAGGACACUUCUAGGAUUUUGGAGACGGGACUACAAGACACAAACAGCUGACGUAACAUGGUAUUUGAGGAGAUUCUUGAUGAUAAAAGAGUGUAUAUGGCUAAAUGCAGCUGCAGAUCUUUGCAUUGUAGAGUGUACUGGUAGUUGGAUAACAAUAAUUUGUAAAUGAAAGAGUGGAAGAACUGAGUGGAAUCAGGGUUUUUAAAUUAGUAUAUAAACAUAUGCUUACAUUACUGAUAAUUUGUAAAUGAGAGUGUGUAACACUGGUUUGUUU
Messenger RNA from Vigna angularis (adzuki bean), 1438 nucleotides. RefSeq names its product protein SLOW GREEN 1, chloroplastic. The transcript is spliced from 2 exons. Gene Ontology annotation, molecular function: protein binding. The record is from RefSeq and is a predicted model, not a curated record. Lineage: Eukaryota; Viridiplantae; Streptophyta; Magnoliopsida; Fabales; Fabaceae. Bases 64 to 1215 code for a protein of 383 amino acids.